UGUAGCCGAGUAAUCGGGACUCGAGGUUGCUGAUCAUGGGACUGUGUACCCCGCACGACUCGGUAGCCAGGUGCCUUCGGCAGGUAUAUGAUUCGACUAGAGAGUACUAGGUAUAGACGAAGAGCUAGAGGAAUGUCAUUUAAGUGUAAGGCAAUUCCUAUAAUCGAAGUAGUGAAACUCGAAGUGAAGAUAUUAGGAGUCGAGAGACGAUAUAUCAACUUAAUAUCAACAAAUCGAAUAAGGAACAACCAAUACCAAUAUGCCGGGCCUCAUUCAGGAAUCGCCCUUCAAGACCAUCACGGUCAAGGAGCUCCAUCCUACCUUCGCUGCAGAGGUUAGCGGGGUCAACUUCCAAGAUCUGUCCGAAGAGCAGCUCUCAGAGAUCAUUGCGGCAAUGGCCAAGUACGGCGUCUGCGUCUUCCGCAACACCGGCCUCGACGACGAGUCGCACGUGCAGUUCUCCAAGCGCAUCGGCGAGCUCGACAACAUCCAGCGGUACCUCGUCGGCGGGCGGCAGCCGCGGUACGCGCAGUACGAGCUCUUCGACGCCGGCAACAUCGACGGCGAGACCGACUCGAUCCUGGACCCCAACAGCCCGCGCGCGCACUCGAACCGCGGCAACGGCCUCUUCCACGUCGACUCGUCCUUCAACCCGCGGCGCGCCUCGCUCUCGCUGCUGCGCGCCUGCGAGCUGCCCCCGCCCGGCCACGGCGGCAACACCGACUUCGCCGACUCGCGCACCGCCUUCGACGAGCUGCCGGCGGAUCUCAAGGAUGAGUUGCUGUCGCACGAUUACGUGGGCGCGCACUCGAUGGCGCACUCAAGGAAGCUCGGGUCGCCCGAGUUCUUCAAGGACGUCGAUCCCGCGGCGCCUGGGGCCGCGCCGAUGCAGCGCCACCGCCUGGUGCAGCGCCACGAGCCGAGCGGGAGGAUGAACCUGUAUAUCGGCGCGCACCUGCACCACGUCGAGGAGGUGGGGGCGCCCGGGAAGGAGAUCCCGGGCUCGUGGGAGCUGAUUCAGCGGCUCAAUCAGCAUGCUACGCAGAAGAAGUACACAACGACGGUCGAGUGGCACGAUCCGGGGGAUAUGGUGAUCUGGGAUAAUAGGUGUACGCUGCACAGGGCGGGAAGCGGGGACUUCGAGGGCAGGUUUAGGAGGGACCUGAGGAGGACGACGGUCCAUGAUGAUAGCCCGACGGCGUGGGGGCUCAACUCGAAGGACUCGGUGUGGCAGGGGUUUAGUACGAAUGGGAAUCCUCAGCAUAAAGGGGCGGUUGGGGUGUGAGAUUUAGCUGCAGUCUUGGAGGGAUUAAUACACAGUUUGAACUUUUGACUUGUCUAAAGGGGUAUAUUUAGUGGCGUCGUAGAUGGAUCGAGAACGUGCUGCUAUGACAGGAUGUGACCUGCAUAUGUAGGUAGUCGGCAAUAGGAGAUUCAUCCUGGCCCCCUUAUUAGUGCAGUAUCACGACCAAUUGAUAUUAAUAUUAUGUUCAUGUCAUAUGAGAUUGAAUAUGGCUAAUCAAUAAUAGUAAGAAGAUCUCUACCUAGGUAGUUAUAUUAUUGAGUAGUAG
Hypoxylon fragiforme is the source of this 1571-nucleotide messenger RNA. Its product is annotated as taurine catabolism dioxygenase. Gene Ontology annotation, molecular function: oxidoreductase activity. The coding region runs from base 260 to 1285 and encodes 341 amino acids. The record is from RefSeq and is a predicted model, not a curated record. The transcript has 2 exons. Lineage: Eukaryota; Fungi; Ascomycota; Sordariomycetes; Xylariales; Hypoxylaceae.